Messenger RNA from Oikopleura dioica, 1587 nucleotides. The record is from the annotation of a GenBank genome assembly. Lineage: Eukaryota; Metazoa; Chordata; Appendicularia; Copelata; Oikopleuridae.
AUGCAUUUUUCAUUACAGGGAGCAUCAGCCAUGCGGGACUUCAGAUUCACAGUAGAGCAAAUCUGGCUUCUCCAGCGAUUGCGCGGCAGUGGCCUCAAUCGCGAGCAAAUCGUCGCCGGCUUGGAAGAUCUUGACCGACUUGACGUAACUGGCCGUCCGCACUCCGCAAACUCCGAUAUUGUCAAAUCCAAUGGCGACAAUUCCGACUCGGAAAAAACUCCAAAUUCGAACCCGAGUCAAAACCAAAUUGGCGCUGUACCAAAUUUCAAUGCGAGCCAAUCAGUUCUCCAGAAGAAUCUCAGUCAAGCUGCAGCUGCAAUUUUGAGCACACAAUCAAAGCUACCAGUGCAAAGCCCUUUCCCGAAUCUUUGGUCAGGACAGCGGCCAAAUCAUUUGAAUCCAUAUGCUGCUCUUGGUAACACCUUUUCCAGCGGAAUUUCAAACGGGGAGGAUCAAAAACCGGUAGAAAACGGCUUUUCCCGGAAAAACGAGGAGCAUGACGACCUUGCCGAUGAGCUUGACCAAAUCCAACGAGCAGUCGAGUUCUGCGAGCGCCGAAACCAGCACGAGGUGAAAGAGGAAAUCCGCAUCUUUACCCAGCGUCAUCACAUUUCACAAACGGCGAUUUCCAAGGCCACCCACCAGGCAAUCUCGCAGUCUUACAUUUCCCAAUGGUUGACAAGCAACAUCACCAUGGGCGAUGCAAAACGACGCAUCAUUUACGAAUGGUUUGUUAGGCAAAAACGACGAUUAGAGGGCGCCUACCCUUCCGCCACGACAAUGCCACCAAAGACAUCAACAACAAGCAGUCUCCUCUCCCUCCCCGCAUCGCUCCAAUCUCGUCUCAUCAACCACCUCCCAUCCUCAAACGGCGUCGGCGCUCCUGCCCUCCCAGCUGCAGCUAGCAGCCUAGAUCGAAGCUCUCCCACAACCUCGCUUGCAAACAGAAAACCAAGACAAAGAAUCAUGUGGCCAAUGCGAUGCUUGCAAUAUUUGGACAAUGUUUACACUAGAAAUCCGUACCCAGGCUCUCUUGAGCGAUCGAAGAUCGUCGAAGACUGCAACUCGAUUCUCGGAGAUGAUCGAACAGUAGAAAUCAGCGAAGCUCACGUCGCAAACUGGUUCAGAAAUCGAAGAAAGAUGAAGAAGAACAUCGACUCUUGCACCGACAAAAACGGAGUUGAGACGUACGAGCACCUGGUGGAAAUGUCCAUGGACGGCAGCGAAAACGGCGCGGAAAACGACGUCGAAAUCUCCGUCGAAGAAAUCGCCUCAAACGGCGCUUCCCUUGAGCAGAAAAUCAAGAUCGAGCAAAGUCCCGGAUCAAGCCCGGCCCGAGAGGGCAUUUCAACUCCCGAUCACCAGGCUCAGGCGCCAGUGAAUAUUUCCCAGUUCAGUGCGAAUCAGAUGACUGCGCAGGAGCAACCCCAUUCUACGCUGCCGCAACUCAAUGGUCCCCAUUACUCUGCGCCCUCGUCCAUUGCUGCUGAGCGAAACUCGAUAAUCCAGCGACUCAUGUAUCAAAAUCAUCAACCGCCAACACUGACCAGCGCAGCUCAAAUGAGCCAGCCGACGCUCUCGGGUUAA